AUGCAGAUCUCUCUCCUCCUCACCCUCGCCGCUCUCGGAGCCACCGCGGCAGCGGCUUCCUCUACCCCUGCCCAAAUCGCCGAGCAGCUCCCCUCGUGCGCGCAGAGCUGCCUGACCAAGGCCGCUUCCAAGGCCGGGUGCUCCGCCGACGACUUUACCUGCCUGUGCGCUGGCGUGGCGAGCUUGGAGAGCGCGGCGGGAGAAUGCUUUUCGGACGAGUGUGAUGGGAGCGAAGUCGGAAGACUGAACAGUCGUCACCGUCAUCGCCGCCUCCGUAUGCGAAGCCGUCCGCCGCGCCGACGUCGCCACCCGCACCGUCCCCUCCAACCCGCCGGCGCAACCACCACGCCUCCCUCGGGCAACGACCACCACGAGAACACCGACUCGACCACGAACAACGCCUCCGCCGCCGAGAACGAGGAUGACGGCGGCGAGGAGAAUGGCGCCGUGGUCAUGGCGUUGCCUGGUGGUGAUUGGGGCGUCAGGGCCGCGGCUGUGAUGGCCGUUGCGUUGCUCGUAUAA
This is a messenger RNA of Parascedosporium putredinis, 522 nucleotides long. The record is from the annotation of a GenBank genome assembly. NCBI's taxonomy places the organism in Eukaryota, Fungi, Ascomycota, Sordariomycetes, Microascales, Microascaceae.